Messenger RNA from Centruroides sculpturatus (bark scorpion), 687 nucleotides. Its product is annotated as DNA mismatch repair protein Msh2-like. Lineage: Eukaryota; Metazoa; Arthropoda; Arachnida; Scorpiones; Buthidae. The coding region runs from base 112 to 687 and encodes 191 amino acids. The record is from RefSeq and is a predicted model, not a curated record. Gene Ontology annotation, biological process: mismatch repair. Gene Ontology annotation, molecular function: mismatched DNA binding; ATP binding. The transcript has 8 exons.
AGGUGGCUAAAUGUCGUAGUGUUUUGUAGUCAGAGGGGGAAACUUGAUUUGACCAGAAGUAAAUAGCGAAGUUUUCACUCAAGUCACGUGGAUUGUGUUCAGUCUUGAAUAAUGUCUUCUAAAGAAGCCAGCGGCAAAGAUGUUCAACAUGAUAUCUCUUUCUUGUCUUCUCUUCCACAAAAAUCAUCUACUACAAUUAGAUUUUUUGACAGAAAUGAUUAUUAUUCUUUAUAUGGAGAAGAUGCAUUAUUUAUUUCAAAAGAAAUAUUUAAAACUCAAUCAAUGGUGAAAUAUAUUGGAAAUGAGAAAACUCCUUAUUUAUGGUUGAGUAAAUCAAAAUUUGAAGUUCAGUUAAGAGAUUUAUUAUCUAUAAAGCAAUAUAGAAUAGAAAUUUAUAAAAAUUUAGCAUCUGGAAAAGGAAAUGAUUGGCAGAUAAUUUGCAAGGCAUCACCAGGUAAUUUAACACAAAUUGAAGACAUUUUAUUUUCCAACGAUGAGAUAUCUGAAGAUAUACAAGCAAAAGGAGUCUUGGCAAUUAAAUUGACAGUGGAUAAUAAUCAGCAAAAGAUGGUAGGAGUUGCUUAUGGUGAUGCAUUUUCUCAAAAAAUUUUAGUUUCAGAAUUUCCAGAUAAUGAUGCAUUGUCAAAUCUUCAGUUUGGAUUUCCUUCUAGUAGUGAUUACCUGUAG